Monopterus albus (swamp eel) is the source of this 2904-nucleotide messenger RNA. It is a transcript of the gene pde12, whose product is annotated as phosphodiesterase 12. The record is from RefSeq and is a predicted model, not a curated record. The coding region runs from base 367 to 2142 and encodes 591 amino acids. Gene Ontology annotation, biological process: nuclear-transcribed mRNA catabolic process, deadenylation-dependent decay. NCBI's taxonomy places the organism in Eukaryota, Metazoa, Chordata, Actinopteri, Synbranchiformes, Synbranchidae. Gene Ontology annotation, molecular function: 3'-5'-RNA exonuclease activity. Gene Ontology annotation, cellular component: mitochondrion. The transcript is spliced from 8 exons.
GUUCGAUGGGGGCAGUAAUACAUGUAGAGGAGCUCAAGCAGCCACGUUAUAUUGUAGAAGAAGAAUACGCUCCUCCUGACUGCUGCCGACCGCUAACGUUAACUUCAUGUGCCAAUUCCGCUACAUCAAAUGUAAAAUAUAGGUUACACGUUGUUUGAAGCAGUGGUUUAAUUUCUUAGGCCAAUGUGUUGUUUAUUUUUUAUCCGGACCACUGCAGGUUGAGUUAAUCCCGUCAUAUUACCGGUUUUCUCCUCUUAUUAGCAUUGUGGCUAACAUCCACGGUGUAGUUGUAGGGCAGUUCCGCAACCGGUUGACCGCUUUAUCCGCGUUUAGCAUUGCUGCUUUCUUCCUGACGCUGGGAACUUCAUGUUUAACUACCUCUUCGCUGCUUUCACACGUUAUACCCUCCACCUGCUCUCCUCCCCACCGAGGACUUUGACCGGAGCCUGCCGCCUUCUCGGUAGGAUGGAGCGGGCAGUAGUGAGGUGUCUUCCCGGGGACCCCAAGCUCACCAUCUCUUUCACCUUGGACGGCAGCUACAAGCAAAUGCUGCGGGACCGGGACGAGCCGCUGGGCAAAGUCCUAACCCGGAUCUCCAACAGCAUGGUCAAGAGGAAAGGAAAGGCAAAGAAGUUGAAGAAGAACAAGGGGCAGCAGCCGUGUGAAGCCACGGAGCCCACCGUGGUGAAGCUAUACUACGACGGAGACGAAGUGCUCGAUACGGUACUGAACUCGGAGGCGUGGCAGGACGGAGCCGUGCUGCAGGUGGGAGACAUGAAAUACUCGGUGCACAGGAACGCUCCCACCUUCACCACCGCUGAGCUCCCGGUGUCGAUGCUAGCCGGGUUUCCCGUCUGCCCCAAACUGGAGGUGGAGUUUGGGAACCUCCAGGACUGUGAGUUUACGUGGUACAAAGAAAAUACCGGAAACACAAGCUCGGAAGGUUCUGGAGAAGUUCCAGAUCAGGAUGCUGGUUGGACUAAGGUAGGAUGUAGCAGAGUGCAUAUCCCGUCCAAUCAGGACAUCGGCUGCAGGCUUAAACUUUGCUGCAUCCCCAAAGAUGGAAGUCGGAGUGGUCUGAUCAAGGAGCUGAUCUCUGCUGAGGCCGUGGAGGCCGGACCAGGCGUGUGCACGUUCGACAACAGACACUUGUACACUGUCAAAGAGGCGGAGUGGCCGACUGUGAGGGUGGUGUCGUACAACAUCCUCGCUGAUAUUUACGCCCAGACGGAACUGUCCAAGACUGUGCUUUACCCGUACUGCGCCCCCUAUGCCCUGCAGCUGGACUACAGACAGAACCUCAUCAAGAAGGAGCUGGCUGGAUACAACGCUGACAUCAUCUGUCUACAGGAGGUUGACAAAGGGGUGUUUGUGGACAGUCUCACUCCGGCUCUGGAUGCCUUCAGUCUGGAUGGCGUUUUCAGGAUCAAAGAGAAGCAGUUUGAAGGACUGGCCACAUUCUACCGCAGGUCAAAGUUUCGGCUGCUGAGCUGCCAUGACAUUGUGCUGAGCGAAGCGUUGAUCUCUGACCCCAUCCAUUCUGAGCUACUGGAGAGGGUUUCUGCCAACAGUGCCCUGAAGGACAGGGUACUGCAGAGGUCCACCUCCCUGCAGGUCAGUGUACUUGAGGACCUCAAUAAACCAGACAGGAGGGUCUGUGUGGCCAACAUUCACCUGUACUGGCACCCGAAAGGAGGGAAUGUUCGCUUGGUCCAGAUGGGCGUGGCUCUGCAGCACCUGAACCGUGUGAUCAGUGAGGUUGCACCUGGAGCCCCUCUGGUCUUCUGUGGUGACUUCAACUCCUCCCCUAACUCUGGUGUGUUCCAGCUGGUCACUGAGGCCGUGGUUCCCCAGCAGCAUGCAGACUGGAGCAGCUCAGGGCCAGAGGAGUCCUGUAAUAUGGAACUGCUGUCCACCUUCCCUCCUCUGCUGAGUGCCUGCAGCCAGCCGGCCUACACUAACUAUGUGGGAGGAUUUCACGGCUGCCUUGACUACAUCUUCAUACAACCAGACAGCAUGCAGGUGGAGCAGAUGAUCCCUCUGCCUAGCCACCAGGAGGUCACUGCCUACGAGGCUCUGCCCAGCAUUGCUCACCCCUCCGACCACAUUGCCCUCAUCUGUGACCUGCGCUGGAGACCCUGACCUCUGACCUUUAACUAUCUGGACAAAGAAUGUUGGAAAACCCCUGCAAAUACAGUGACUGGAUUUCUUUAUACUUGAAAACAGCAUGGACCUAUAGGUUCACUCUAUCACUGAAAGUCAACAGAAACAUGAGUGACACAGUAUGACUAACAUGUUAUGGCUAAAUUUAUAUAUUAAUAUUUGUGUCCUUAAUAUACAAUAAUCAUUUUCCAUCACUGAUAUUCAGUGUUAGGUUUGUUGCUUUAAAAAGGUAUGCAUUGCUUGGUAUUUUUCUUAGAAAUAAUUACUUUAUUUGGUGCUCCCAACACAGAAAACUAAGUUGUACUUCAUAGCAGGAUGAUAAUUGUCAGUCGUACUACCGGACGUAAUGUUAUUUCUUGCCUUCUUAAACAUUUUAGAUUAUAUGGACACUUGAUAUAUUCAGUACACAAUGACAUGGUUGAUAAAUACCUAUUAAAAUUUUAAUUUGGCCAAAGGUUGCUCUAAUUCUUAAGUAAAGUUUUAUUUAUUUUUUUUAUAAAUUUGAGUUCAUAGAAACAAUUGUGCAUGAAUCAAAUUUAGUCAUGUGCACUUUGGAGGGGCUGUUCUCUAUGGAUGUAAUUGACAAGUAAGUAUAAAUUUUAAUUCUGAUGACUGGGUUCAUUUAAUUUAAUUUAAUAGUUCCUCACUCUGGACAAAAUAUUCACUUGCAGCUCAUCUCCUAAUCUUGUGGAAGACCAUUCCUGGGGGUUUUAGGGGGACAAAAAUAAAAAUGCUGUGUAA